This is a messenger RNA of Thlaspi arvense, 2612 nucleotides long. The record is from the annotation of a GenBank genome assembly. Lineage: Eukaryota; Viridiplantae; Streptophyta; Magnoliopsida; Brassicales; Brassicaceae.
AUGGCGACUGUCGCAGAUCCUGCUCCGGCGAAGAAAUCGAGAAACAGCAGGAAAGCUCUGAAGCAGAAAAACGAGAUCCCUUUUGCUUUCGGUCAAUCUUUGGCACAAACUGAAGAAGAUAAAAAGGGAAAGAAGAAGAAGAAGGAUUGUCCUGAAACAAAGAGACCAUCGACGCCAUACAUCUUGUGGUGCAAGGAGAACUGGAACGAAAUCAAGAAGCAAAACCCAGAUUCCGACUUCAAGGAGACCUCGAACAUUCUGGGUGCUAAGUGGAAGACUCUGAGUGCAGAUGAGAAGAAACCUUACGAGGAGAAGUACCAGGCUGAGAAAGAAGCUUAUCUCCAGGUUAUUACAAAGGAGAAGCGAGAGAGGGAAGCCAUGAAGCUUCUUGAAGAUGAGCAGAAGCAGAAGACUGCAAUGGAACUGCUUGAUCAGUACCUCCACUUUGUUCAAGAAGCUGAACAGGACAACAAGAAGAAAGCCAAGAAGAUAAAGGAUCCCCUGAAGCCUAAACAACCCAUCUCUGCUUACCUGAUCUAUGCAAAUGAGAGGAGGGCUGCGUUACGAGAAGAUAACAAGAGCAUUGUGGAGGUUGCGAAGAUGACUGGAGAAGAGUGGAAGAACUUGACUGAUAAACAAAAGGCUCCCUACGAUAAGAUGGCAAAGAAGAACAAGGAGAAAUACCUUGAAGAGAUGGAAGGAUACAAAAGGACAAAGGAAGAGGAAGCCAUGAGCCAGAAGAAAGAAGAAGAGGAACUCAUGAAACUCCAUAAACAAGAAGCUCUCCAGCUUCUCAAGAAGAAGGAGAAAACCGACAACAUCAUAAAGGUCAUUGACGCCUUUCUUAUAAUCAAAGACGCAAGAAAAAGUUUGUCUGAAGAGCAUCCUGGGAUUAACAACUCGACUCUUACCGCCCACAUUUCAUUGAAGUGGAAGGAAAUGGGUGAAGAAGAGAAGCAAAUUUACAAUGGAAAAGCUGCAGAGCUAAUGGAAGCGUACAAGAAAGAAGUGGAGGAGUACAAUAAGACCAAGACUGCGUAAUAGAGAAACCUAAUUCAGUAGUAGAAAAAAAAAGAAGAAUGUUCAAGUUUGCUCAUAUUGAACAUCUCUCUCUUAUGCAAAAAUGACUUUGCUUUUAAAUUUUUUAGGAUUUGAACAUUAGGGUUUGUUUCCUCUCAUCCUAUUGUGAAAAAUCAAAAUCUUCUUUUUCUCUAGAUUGUUUCAAUUACCGGAACUAAAAUUUAAUCAAACUAAAUUUUUAUAUUUUGCUAUAUUAAAUAAUCUCGAGAAUAUUCACUCCCUAAUUUAUUUAAAUCGAAUCGUGUAAGAACGUGUGGAAACCCGUGUCGAUCUCGGCCGUUGGAUCAAACUGAAAUUCCACGUUGAAAAUCGGGGAACUUCCUGUAGAGGUGUUAUUGGAGAUCAAUCCCGUGAAAUCAGACGGAGAAGAACUACCCACGUGGCAAAAGGUUCCACCACCGGUGCCGAAAUCUCCGUUGAUCGAGCCGUAAGAGUAAAACGGCGACGUAAUGGGGAAUGAGAAAGCGUCGCCUUCAAUACCGUUGGUACAUACCGUAAGAUUGGUCCUGAGAUUGUCGAGGUCAUUUCCGUAGUUUACUACUCUGGGGUUGGGUUUAGUUUCUCGCUUCUCCGGAGGUGGGAUCCCCUGUGAGCAAGUGUGUGUUCCUUUGUACGUCACGUCGAAGAUCGUUGGAUCACCGUCCGAUCUCUGAACCUGUUUUGUCGCCCAACAAUUCUGCGUGUUGCGAAAUGUGCAUCUAUGAUGAUACCUUGGAUAUUUGGCGCCCAAAAUGUCUUUCUGACCAUAUUUUCUCCAGCUGAAGACAUCAUCAUGAGGUCCUUCUAAGCCUCUCUCUGGGCUAAUUCUCACUUGCUCUGUCCACUUUGGCAACAUCUUCCUGCAAUGUUUCAAACCUAAGUUGUAAUCUUUGGAUCCCCCAUCAAGAAACUCUUCGCUUCUUGGACUUCCGUUAAUCGACUUUGGAGAUUCCGGAACUUUACCGGUAUUUGCUACCGGAACCGCCGCAACCGCCGCAACCUCCACCGUCUCAGUCGUCGGACUUUGUAGUGUGGUGGAUCCGUUUAGCAUCCAAAUUGCUUUCUCGUAUGAAGAAACGACCUGAUGUAAGAGAGUCUCCUUCAUCUCCGUCCUCAUACCUGAAGAAGAAGAUGAUGACGACGGCGGCGGCGGAGGAGGAGCUGUUCCGAGCUGAGCUUGGAGCUGCUUUGCCGCCUUUAGUCCAUGAGUCAACUCGCUUAGCAAAUAUUUCUGCUCCCAAUUCAACAUAUCCAUUGUUAUCGCACCAAAAGGGUAAUUUGGUCAGUUGUAGCGUGACUUCGGAAGCCGGUUAAGCCCCGGUCCGCCAGCUUCUGAUCGACCGCUUUAUAAAAGAACGUUUAUAAAAGAAGAUACGUUAUAACUUUUUAUGGCAAGGUUUUAGAUUUAGAACAUAUGAUCGAGGCUUAUGAGAAAAAGCUGAGAUUUUGGUAUUUUUAAGAUGAGAAUGUUUUGGGGGUUGUGUGUUAGAUAAAGAGUGUUCUUUUGGAAUUUAAAGGCUUUGGAUUUGAUUCGAGUGAAAAUGUGUUUGAAA